This is a messenger RNA of Amoebophrya sp. A25, 5505 nucleotides long. The record is from the annotation of a GenBank genome assembly. NCBI's taxonomy places the organism in Eukaryota, Dinophyceae, Syndiniales, Amoebophryaceae.
GUGGACGGUCGUGCAGACUUAGACUUGUGGGUUGUUCCACCCGGAGACUUCCCUAUGCGGCCGCUGUGCGCCGCCCCUGGCUACCGAAUCAGCGUCCAUGACAAACGAUGUAGCGGCGGAAAGUUGGACGUGGACUCAAGGGAGGACACUCCGCGGCCAGUGGAGAACGUUGUUUUUCAGAAGUGCGCUCCGUCUGGAAAGUACAGGGUAUGACGUGACUGAUUGAGGAGAGCUAAUUAUAAAGGAGGCGGCGUCUUCUGUUUUGUCGCUGAGGACGCCGCUUCUCCAUAUUCCAUGCUCUUGGCGAGUGAUCCCAAGAAAAUAGGCAAGAACAGAACUGAACACCUUCACGCGAUGAGUAUCGUGGUCAUAUUACUUUUGCUACUAGAUAUUCUAUAAUAUUUAUAUUAGAUAACAGAGCACGUCACUCCUCCUCAAUCAGUCGAGUCACCCUUCAUAAAGAGUCAUAGUCAACACGUAUGCGCAGUUCAACGGAGGCUACAAGGACAUCCAGCCGAAGGGUUACCCAUGGACCUCGGACGAAUAUAAAGUUAUCGGCGUUAGAGGUCACUUUUUGAAGGUCGACGUGUAGACUAUUGUUGGCAUUUGGCCAUAUUUCUCGCUAUUCUUGACAUUCUUUCUCUUGGCUACUAGCACUCUGCUUGUUCAUUUACUUUGCCAAUCCUGAGCCGCGGUGCCCAUGAUUGAAGUAGAUGCGUCCCAAGUCAGGCUGCUCCUGCUGUUAUGCGGUCUGACUUGUCUAUAAAUUGACAGUCAAGAAUAGACGAGCCCAGAGCUUUUAUAUAAAGGGUCACUGAGGAUGACCUUUCUAGGAUCCGGAACACGAGGAGGUCUGACAAGGACCUAAAGAUUGAUGUCCCGUUCCAUGUGUUGGUCAAGUCUCAUCCACGCGCCACUCUAGAGAUCGUGGGAGAAAAUGUUAAGAUGAACAUGAAUGCAGCAUAGGUUAUAUAUAGAAGCUGGAAGAAGACGCUGAAGCCGAAGUUUGCAUCUACUUCCUCCCAGCAUCAUUGAAAUUUAAUUGUCAGGGGCUCGCCACCUCCACGCAGUUGAUGCUUCAUCUUCUCAACGAAAAACGUUGCGCAAUGUUGCAAGGUGAAGUAGUUAAUUGCAUUUACAUGUAGAAGUAGUGAUAGAAAAUAAGGAGGGCAUGGGGAAAGUUGUAUCGGAAUAUCGUAACUACCGGACUCACAGUAAGGCAACUUGCCACACGCUGCGGCCGUUUUUCUAGUGGCGAAAACGGAGCCCCUUAGAUUAGAGAUGCUCUGUGGUGUCGCGGGUAAGGCAACCUGGAGUGCCUGAGACAGCAGAACCACCCGAACAGGGAGGGGCCACCUAGUGGGGCAAGGCUCUUCGUGUCCUGUUUGAAGUAGGAGCAGCGGACCAACGUAGCGCGAGCGCCUUGCGGGUAGGUUGGCUACAGGAGUCAAAGAGGCUUGGGAGCUAUCUGCGCGCGGAUGCUCGUCACAGUAGAAUCGCUCUGCUGUUGAGGAGGAACAGCCGCUCCGCCUUGCGGGGCUUAGGCUUGUGGAGUCCAAGGCGCGGCCACGUGGCUGCCGCGACGAGGAUAGCGGCUGGAGGCCGCUCUGGUGGUGAAGAAGCUGGGCGGUGUGGUAGGAGUGACAGGCCUGGAGGCUCUGCGGGGCUUUGUGGGUCUUGAGACCGUGGCUAGGUGUGUAUAGCGAGGCGCGGCAGCCUUCCACGGGCCACGCUGAUGCCCGUCGGCAUUCAGCGAGUGAGGCGUGAGGCUUGAUUGCGAUGAAACUGAAGGUGUCCAAGCCUCUUCGACUUGGUGGGGACACAGCCUCCCCAGCCUGAAGGGGAAGGCGCGUGCCUGGGCAGGGCAAUCAGCGAGCGCGGCUGUGACGUCCUAGGGUGUAGGGGGAGCGCGAGAAACCUGGACCGAGGUGCACAACGGGUGUCGCCACGUGUGCGCGCAGGUGACUAGUGAGGAGAGCAUGGGUGCGCCUCCGGUCUGACAGGGCCGCGGUGGGUUCCAGUUCCGUCCUGUGCUUUCUCUGUCUCUGCUUCCGGUAGAAGCAAGUUGCAGGGCCUGGGACUUGAAGCUGGACGAGCAUAGCGGCAGCGCUGUGACCAAAGAAGAGUCAGGUUGCCACAGCUGCCAAAGCUAUGCUGAGGGCAUUACUAGACGCAGGCGCAGCUCGAAUUUUUUCCAUAGAGUGCAUCUGGACCCCGCUCGAGACUAAUGGCUUAGAGUACGAGAUAAAUAGGCUUUGGAAAUUUCACUAGUUGGAAUCAGGGGCGCGCGCGUGGAUGGCUCGGCGGACUGUGUAACACCUCAAAGCGCCAUCCUCUGAUACUGAGGUGGCAGUCGUGUUCUCUAAUGAGAGCGAGCAAGUUGCUGGGGCGGACGCGAUCGCCAAGAGGGAGGGAGGCGUUCCAAUUGUGUUUGUGAGGAAGGGCACUACGGCCGGCAAACCUGAGAGUCUUUGGGGCCUAGUAUGGCUGAAGGACGUCCUGGAGUUUACCUAUGCUCCUGGUCCUCCCAAGAACAGUGACAAAUACGCCGAGCUUAUACCGGAAGGCGCGGGCGACGCAUGGACACAAGCGACGGCAGAAAUUGACAAUAAUUUCAAGGAAGAGAAUGGAGGCGGCACAAUCAAAGUCAUUCUAUCAUGGAAACAUCCUUCAAAGCUGGUCGAAGGAGGCUUAACGGUCAGCGCGUGCUCUGAUCCUCAGCAGCCAAGCGAAUGCCCAACCGGUCUUGCAUAUACUCAGCACUCUAAGCGCAUGAGCACGCAGGGCCCAGACGGCACUCGUAAUCAAAUACCGAGAACUGGAUGCAGGUCUGGGAGCUGGCACCAUUAAGGGCAAACUAUGUAUAACCACGAAAGCGAAACUCCAUUAACUUUAACACUAUAUAUAAAUCAAGAAUAAUGCAGAUAGCGAGCAAAUGCGUACACCUACACGGGGGCCCCCUUAUCUAAGUACUUCCAUGCUGUUCGUAGGUCCUCGGAUAAAAGGAGAGAUUGAUAUUAAUCUUAGACAUUUCGGUAAUAACGAUCGAUCCCAGAUACUUCGAGUAGUUCCACUGCUCGUCUUGAAGAUAGUGAUAGUACGACUUAUGAUUGGUCUUUCUUCUUCCCUUUUCUGCUUCUUCGCUGUAUCUUUCGAUCGGCCUUCGUUUCUUAAUCAUUUAUGCCAAUACCACGCCACGGAAGCCGCUAAAAUAUGAUCAGUCCGCCCAGCAGGGUCCAAUUUGUCACCUUUGACCUAAAAGGCGUGACAGAUUACUCGGAAAUGAAGCAGUUCCGGAUUCAUAUCGAGUUCACAAAUCGCCACAUAUUAAGGCUGUACGUAAUUCAUCUUCAACGGCAUCCUUGAAACGUUUCUGGGGGAGUCUCACAGGGAAAUAGUUGGCGGAGCUGAGCGAUGAAGUGCGGAGAGCUCUAAAAAUACGAAGUGAGGAGUUACGGCACUUGAACGUCGCAUAUGCGUGAUCUAAUAGAUCAUAUUCACUCUUGGCAUACCUUGACAUUGAUAAUGAAGACAUAUAGAAACCCUUCCGCAUUUAAGAGCUCAGACGCUUAUGCUGAUUGAUAACCAUGAGCAUCUUUCUUAAUCUUUAAAUGAACCAACUCUUGACUUAACCACUUUUGUGUCGUCAUGCUUUUGACGCAGUUGUAGCUAUUGCUUGAAUGCAGUUCAGAUAAAAAUAUGAUUAAUUUAUAAUUGAGCAGUAGAAGUAGUUUUAUUAAGGCAGAGAUCAGGGCUCAGGGUUUCGGUUUCUUAGCGUUUAGGUCAACUAGGAGAUUAAGUUCUACACUUUUUGAAGUAGUUGUGAGUGUGGGUGCAGGCUCGAUAAUACAACGCAAGGCUUGUUGAUGAAAAUAUGGAGGCAACGGCGUCUAACGUUGACGCACGCAGGCGAAAGUGUUGAAUACCUUGUCUCCGUUAAACAAGAUGGGAAGCAUAAGAUCGUGUGGAAAGGUCGGGCGAACGCGUUGCUACAAGGCGUCACGCUUAUGGACAGGAGCAGGCGUCUCUCACGUGUUUUUUUCUCCCAUCUUCAAUCAUGAUCCUCAUUCUAAAACUAUAGCUCUCUUAUUUAAUAGAGGGAAUGAUAAUAUAAUUCCCUCUAUUUUUAAAUACCGCGCGCUGCUCCUGCUCUUUCUUCUUUUUCCUGAGUUCCGCCACUCUAUUAACGACCACAUGAUACUUUCCUGAUACGAAUAUGUAGCGUUGAUCUUGAUUAUUUCAUUAACAAUGACUAACCUAUAUCUGAAUGGUUCCGGUAUUUGGUAACCUGAAUUUGAUCCUAAGGGAAAACAAGAAGAGAACCCUUAGGAUCAAACUCAGGUUACCAAAUACCAGAGCCAUACAAUAUCUGAAUUACGACAGGGGCAGACACUACACGACAUACCCGCGUCCCUUCAAGUUUGCCAAGAUGAAAGAGCAUCAAGUUAAGGCCGAUGGUAAAAAGUUCAUCAACCGAUAUCGAUAAAACUACGCUUUAAUUAUCAAAAACUCCGUGAAGGGCUGGCACAACUAGUUCAUGAGUGAUAGAUUUUGUCUCGUGAGUGUAGAUCUUGGACUUCAGAAGAUCUUGGACUCCGCAAGAGCUCGUCUGUGUAGAUCUUGCGAGCUGCUCUAAGAAGGAAGAAGUAGCAGGGAGAAGAAAAUCCUAGUCGUCCCUUCAUACAACGCGCGGGAUCCGAGACUUAAGGCUCACAGUAAUUCACCUUCACAGUUCAAAUCCUCCUGCCCUUCUGCUUCUAUUUCUCUCCGAGAUAUUUUUUGACGAUAGUAAUUCAUUUUGUGGCUCAUUAAAUAGCUCAUGAGUGACUCACUUUCUUCCAGCACAGAGCAGCUCAUCUCCUCUCUGCUGGACGAAGAAAAGGCGAUGAACUAAUGCGAUAGAAGAGGGGAACUGAGACGUAAUGCCCUCUAAAAGAUGAUGCACCACACUUUCGUCGGCCAAUUCAGCCUGAAUAGUAUGGAAAAAAGUAGUGUACUCAUCCACAGACUCGCGAAAACAUAACUGGGCAGCCAGUUUCCCACUAUAUUUUUAUAGCUUCUGGCUAAUUUCUUGAGUUGUUGUAUAAUGAGUACACUUUUCCGCUUCAUAGAUUAGAAAGGGACUAUAUGUGGCGUCCAUCCGGUUGCGUCACAGACUGGACCCAAACCUUUCCCGGUCUGCGAGAGGAUAUCGUGGGGCUCUUGGAGCUUCUUCUAGUUUGCGGGAAACAUUCGCAUCAUCAUCAGAGCUUCUUUCAGUAUUAAAAACAGAGGAGCUUUGUAUGAAAUUCAAGACAAAAGAGCUCCACAAGAUAAGGAUGAUGCUGAUGGACUACUUACUAUGUUUUACGAAAGAGCAAGAUGAUAGAUACAAGCUCUUGUUGUCAACAAGGAAUAUAGAAGUUAUCUGUGGGAUUAAGAACGAGAGACCUCAAGAAUCAGGGACCACAUGGCGCACGCUUUAGGUUUAUGGAUUUGGGAAUUGGAGGCAAAGAUAUAGCAGCU